CAGGGAGGGAGGGAUGCAGGCGGGAGGAUAAAGCGAUGAAGUGCGCUGCGUUGCCGCUCAGCAGGCGCCGAGGUGGGAGCCGCAACACGGUGCGUCUCUGACCCAGCCGGGCCCCUCCUCGCUCGCACACUCCCCGAGCCGCCGCGCGCUGCUCCUCCGUGGCAGCCGCUCCUUGAAGACUCUCGGCAGCCGGCAGACCUCGGAGAAAGCCGGUUGUCGCCCGGGUCCCACCAGUGGGUCCCAGGUGCCCGGUGCCUAUGCAGGGCACGUGCGCCCGCCGGCUCCAACCUGCGCGCUGACGGGAGCAUGAUCUGUACCCAGGCUGGGGCUGCCAAGGAAUUGAUGCGUGUACACGUGGUGGGUCAUUAUGCUGCUGCACCUGUGUAGUGUGAAGAAUCUGUACCAGAACAGGUUUUUGGGCCUGGCUGCCAUGGCGUCACCAUCCAGAAACUCCCAGAGCCGACGCCGGUGCAAGGAGCCGCUCCGCUACAGCUACAACCCCGACCAGUUUCACAACGUGGACAUCAGGGGCGGUCCCCACGAUGGGGUAAGCAUCCCCCGCUCCACGAGUGACACGGACCUGGUCACCUCAGACAGCCGCUCCACUCUCAUGGUCAGCAGCUCCUACUACUCCAUAGGACACUCGCAGGACCUGGUGAUCCACUGGGACAUCAAGGAGGAAGUGGAUGCUGGGGACUGGAUUGGCAUGUACCUCAUUGAUGAGGUCUUAUCUGAAAACUUUCUGGACUACAAGAACCGUGGAGUCAAUGGUUCUCACCGGGGCCAGAUCAUCUGGAAGAUUGAUGCCAGCUCAUACUUCGUGGAACCUGAAACUAAGAUCUGCUUCAAAUACUACCAUGGUGUCAGUGGAGCCCUGCGAGCUACCACCCCCAGUGUCACGGUCAAAAACUCCGCGGCCCCUAUUUUUAAGAACAUUGGCUCCGAGGAGGCCGCCCAAGGUCAAGGCAGUCGGAGGCUGAUCAGCUUUUCCCUGUCAGAUUUCCAGGCCGUGGGGUUGAAGAAAGGCAUGUUCUUCAACCCAGACCCUUACCUGAAGAUAUCGAUUCAGCCUGGGAAGCACAGCAUCUUCCCCGCCCUCCCUCACCACGGACAGGAAAGGAGAUCCAAGAUCGUGGGCAACACUGUGAACCCCGUGUGGCAGGCCGAGCAAUUCAGUUUUGUGUCCUUGCCCACUGAUGUGCUAGAAAUUGAGGUGAAGGAUAAGUUUGCCAAGAGUCGCCCUAUCAUCAAACGCUUCUUGGGAAAGCUGUCGAUGCCUGUUCAGAGACUGCUGGAGAGACACGCCAUAGGGGAUAGGGUGGUCAGCUACACACUUGGCCGCAGGCUUCCAACAGAUCAUGUGAGUGGACAGCUGCAGUUCCGAUUUGAAAUCACUUCCUCCAUCCACCCAGAUGAUGAGGAGAUGUCCAUGAGCACCGAGCCUGAGUCGACAGGAAGUCAGGACAACCCCAUGAACCACCUGAUGGGAAGCAGUCAUGGGGACACUGUGUGUGACACCCCAGAGCCAGGGGAGAGCUCCAAGCCCGAGCUGCCGGGUGAGGGCAGCAUCGUGGACGAUUCUGGGAGCCUGGAACAGGCCGGGCCCAUUGAGGAAGUAGCAGGUGCCCCAGAGGCGGGAGAGGGUGUAGUGGAGUCUGUGGAACCUGAAGAGGCUGGGGAGCUCCUGGCAGUGGGGCCAGAGGACAGCCAGCCCGGCCCGAGUGCAGAGGAACUGGCCGAGCGGCUGGACCUGGGGGACGAGGCGCCUCUGCUGCUGCUGCUGGAAGAUGGUGACCCUCAGGGAGGCGCAGAGGAACCCGGGGCGCUAGAAGUGCAGACAGAGAGCUUGGCUGGAGGCAGGGAGGAGGAAAAGGGCAUCCAAGAGGGGAAGGAGGAGGAAGAGGAGGAGGAGGGGAAUGUGUCUACAUUACAGCGGAGUGAGAGCAGGCGGCAGCUGCGGGGUUCAGGGAAGAGGAAAAACCGGCCAUGUUCGCUGCCGGUGUCGGAGCUGGAAACGGUGAUCGCGUCGGCCUGUGGGGACCCCGAAACGCCGCGGACACACUACAUCCGCAUCCACACCUUGUUGCACAGCCUGCCCUCCGCACAGGCCGGGGGCACAGCCGAGGACGAGGAUGGCGCCGAGGAGGAGUCCACGCUCAAGGACUCCUCUGAGAAGGAUGGGUUCAGCGAGAUGGACACGGUGGCCACCGAACUGCCCGCCAUGGACGACCACAGACAAGGUCGUCGGGGCGCUCCACCGGCCACCCAGUCCGCCAGCCACUCCAGUGAGCCAUCGCCGGGUAUGACCAACGGCGCCUUGCUGGACGGCGACAUGCACCCGAGCACGGGCAGCGAGAGUGACUCGAGCCCGCGGCAGGGCGGUGAGCACAGCUGUGAGGGCUGCGACGCAUCGUGCUGCAGCCCCUCGUGCUACAGCUCGUCUUGCUACAGCACAUCUUGCUACAGCAGCUCCUGCCACAGUGCCUCUUGCUACCCCGGCGGCAGCAGGUUCGCCAGCCACACGCGCUUCUCCUCCGUGGACAGCGCCAAGAUGUCCGAGAGCACCGUCUUCUCCUCGCAGGACGACGACGACGAGGAGAACAGCGCCUUCGAGUCGGUGCCCGACUCAGUGCAGAGCCCCGAGCUGGACCUGGAGUCGGCCAACGGUGUGGGGCCCUGGCACGACGAGCUUUCUGGCGGCCCUGGCGGCGGGACCGCGGCCAGAACCGCUGAAGGCCUGGAGUCACCUGUGGCAGGGCCGAGCCAUCGCAGAGAAGAUUGGGAAGCUCGAAUUGACAGCCACGGGCGGGUCUUUUAUGUGGACCACGUGAACCGCACGACCACCUGGCAGCGUCCGACAGCAGCCGCCACUCCGGAUGGGAUGCGGCGAUCAGGAUCCAUCCAGCAGAUGGAGCAACUCAACAGGCGGUAUCAAAAUAUUCAGCGAACCAUUGCAACAGAGAGGCCUGAAGAAGAUUCUGGCAGCCAAAGCUGUGAACAAGUGCCAGCAGGAGGUGGAGGGAGUGAUUCAGAGGCCGAAUCAUGCCAGUCCAGCCUAGAUCUCAGGAGAGAAGGCUCGCUUUCUCCGGUGAACUCACAAAAAAUCACCUUGCUGCUCCAGUCCCCAGCGGUCAAGUUCAUCACCAACCCUGAGUUCUUCACCGUGCUGCAUGCCAAUUAUAGUGCCUACCGCGCCUUCACCAGUAGCACCUGCUUAAAGCACAUGAUUCUCAAAGUCCGCCGGGAUGCCCGCAACUUCGAACGCUACCAGCACAAUCGGGACUUGGUGAAUUUCAUCAACAUGUUCGCAGACACUCGACUGGAACUGCCCCGAGGCUGGGAGAUCAAGACAGACCAGCAAGGAAAGUCUUUUUUUGUGGACCACAAUAGUCGAGCAACCACGUUCAUCGACCCCCGAAUCCCUCUCCAGAACGGUCGCCUUCCCAAUCAUCUGACUCACCGACAGCAUCUCCAAAGACUCCGGAGCUACAGUGCUGGAGAGGCCUCUGAAGUCUCCAGAAACAGAGGCGCCUCUUUACUGGCCCGGCCAGGACACAGCCUGGUAGCUGCUAUUCGCAGCCAGCAUCAACAUGAAUCAUUGCCACUGGCAUAUAAUGACAAGAUUGUGGCAUUUCUUCGCCAGCCAAACAUUUUUGAAAUGCUGCAAGAGCGUCAGCCAAGUUUGGCAAGAAAGCACGCACUCAGGGAGAAAAUCCAUUACAUUCGGACAGAGGGUAAUCAUGGGCUUGAAAAAUUGUCCUGUGAUGCGGAUCUCGUUAUCCUACUAAGUCUCUUUGAAGAAGAGAUUAUGUCCUACGUCCCACUGCAGGCUGCCUUCCACCCUGGGUAUAGCUUCUCCCCCCGCUGUUCACCCUGCUCCUCACCUCAGAACUCGCCAGGUUUGCAGAGAGCCAGCGCAAGGGCCCCUUCACCGUACCGGAGAGACUUCGAGGCCAAGCUCCGCAAUUUCUACCGAAAACUCGAAGCCAAAGGAUUUGGUCAGGGUCCAGGGAAAAUUAAGCUCAUUAUCCGCCGAGACCAUCUGUUGGAGGGAACUUUCAAUCAGGUGAUGGCCUAUUCCAGGAAGGAGCUCCAGAGAAACAAGCUCUACGUCACCUUUGUUGGCGAGGAGGGACUAGACUACAGUGGCCCUUCUCGAGAGUUCUUCUUCCUGUUGUCUCAGGAGCUCUUCAACCCCUACUACGGACUCUUUGAGUACUCUGCAAAUGACACUUACACAGUCCAGAUCAGCCCCAUGUCUGCAUUUGUGGAGAAUCACCUUGAAUGGUUCAGGUUCAGCGGGCGCAUCCUAGGCUUGGCUCUGAUCCAUCAGUACCUUCUGGACGCCUUCUUCACAAGGCCGUUCUACAAGGCGCUGCUGAGACUGCCUUGUGACUUGAGUGAUCUGGAAUAUCUGGAUGAGGAAUUCCAUCAGAGCUUGCAGUGGAUGAAGGACAACAAUAUCACAGAUAUCCUAGACCUCACCUUCACUGUUAAUGAAGAGGUUUUUGGACAGGUCACGGAGAGAGAGCUGAAGUCAGGAGGUGCCAACACGCAGGUGACAGAGAAGAACAAAAAAGAGUAUAUCGAGAGGAUGGUGAAGUGGCGGGUGGAGCGUGGCGUGGUGCAGCAGACCGAGGCACUGGUGCGGGGCUUCUAUGAGGUUGUGGACUCAAGGCUCGUGUCUGUGUUCGAUGCCAGGGAAUUGGAGCUGGUGAUAGCUGGCACCGCAGAAAUUGACCUAAAUGACUGGCGGAAUAACACUGAGUACCGAGGAGGUUAUCACGAUGGACAUCUUGUGAUCCGCUGGUUCUGGGCAGCAGUAGAGCGCUUCAAUAACGAGCAAAGGCUAAGAUUACUUCAGUUUGUCACAGGAACAUCAAGCGUGCCCUACGAAGGCUUUGCAGCCCUCCGAGGAAGCAAUGGGCUCCGGCGUUUCUGCAUAGAGAAGUGGGGGAAAAUUACAUCUCUCCCCAGGGCACACACAUGCUUCAACCGAUUGGAUCUUCCACCAUACCCUUCGUACUCCAUGUUGUAUGAAAAGCUGUUGACGGCAGUGGAAGAAACCAGCACCUUUGGACUGGAGUGAGGAAACACAGCCUCGCCUAAUGACUUCCCUGCCAGCAGUCACAUCACCUGUUCUGAGAUAAUGUCCCAUCCUCCUCUCCCUUAAUCAACUCUCCUUUGUUUGUUUGUUUUUGGUAUUCCAUGAUUUUUAUUUCCAAACCAAAUCAGGAUUGACAAAAGCUGUGCAUGAGGGACUGCCUUCUGCUAAGAUCUAACCUUCAGGCUUAUCUCUUCUGUUUUCAAUGAACUGCUAGCCUGUAUGCAAUAUUUAAAAACAGCUGUCUCAAGGUCUGUGUAUAACUCCACAUACCUCCAUUACCAACAAUGAAAUAUGAAUGCAAGUUAUGCUACAUCUGACCAAAUGGUAAUUAAUGUUUACUUCCAUUUGUAUCAUUUAAGGGGAAAUUUGAGCAUUAAGUAUUCCGAGCUUUUAUACACCCAUUUCUUCUGAGCAGAGUCACCAUUUUUUGUAAUUUCCAACAACCAGCUCCAGAACUCGGCACCUGCUCCACACUUUGCUUUCUUCCCACACUCCUUCCUGUGCGUACCAUCCAUCCAAGGGACAGCAGCGGCAAAGCUGAAGUUUUUAUACAUUCAACUCAUGAUCACGCAUGACAUCCGUCUCAUCAGCUGGAACUAGCCUAGACGUAUGGUGCAAAUACGACACUUCUCACAGUUAACAAUAGCAAGAAGGACACCUGCUGCUGCCAUACAGUCCAAUGAUCGUGGGGAUUCCAGGCUCAACCUGAGUUCGGAGAAGUCUAAGAGGGGGCACACCCCUUCAGAAUAUUCACCACACAAGAAGCACAAACAGGUGCACAUGGCCAAGAAGGAAACCUCGGCUGACACGGUCGGAAGGACCAGGCCUCAACUCCUGUGGUGUUGCAGAGGAUGUGGUAAAGCCAAUGGCAGUGAGGAAGGAAGGAUGUCGGUCUCUGCACUGUUUUGUUUUUGACAGUCUAGUGACAGUUUUUCUUCACAAAAGAAAAAAAAAAUGUAUAGAUAAUUUCAUGACUUUUGUUAAAGUCGCAUUCUACUUGCUUGACAAACUUUAUUUUCAACUUUGAUGUUGAUCUUUAUUGUGUCUUCUUCUUUUUUUUUUCUUUUUCCUCCAAUCCUGGUGUUUAAGUUCCUUCCCAUCUGAUUGUCCUGGGACCGCACUGACAUGAGAUUAGAGAGUGAUGGUGCUUGUUGGGGAUCAAGGGCAAUAGAUCAUUUCUCCUUCCUCCAGACCAAUCUUCCUGGGGAAGAAACGCAGCACCCCAAAGGCACAUUGGUUUGUGUCAAAAUAUUCAUUUUCUCUUAGUAUUAAGUAAUAUACAUAUAUAUAUGUAUAUAUAUCUUGGAAAAUUUUGUGUUCUCAGAAACACAAUUGCAGGCUCCAAAGACAGCUUAACAUCUCAGUUACAUUUCAAAUAAACCCAAUCAUAACAGUCAUUUGCUAUUUUUGUAGUCUUGUUAUCCAUGUUGUCUGAAUUAUGUCAUAAAUGAAAGUGUUUUUCUUCACUGGGAAAAGAGCUGAAGAGACUCCAGCAUUUACAUUUCACAUUGUUGUUUUCAAUGUAUUAAAACAAGGGGAACGUGUAAGAAAUGUAAGGCAAGGUUUACCUGCUCUGAGGCUCAUAAGACCAGUUUGUCUCUGGACAGUGCGUUCUUUGGGCUCCUUUCACUCUGAAAACAUCUUCUGACUCAGAAUUAUUUGCAAAGCGCAGCACCCUUGUACUGCAAAGCACCCAUUGUCAACCAGGGAGUGUGUAUGGCAGAAAUUUAGCCUUCUAUUAUUGUUAUGGAGAACUAUUUACCAAGAUGGAAUGGAAUAUGUAGGUUAUAUGCUGCAGAAAUUGAGGGAUUGGCAAAAUUCAGGACACCGCUGAACAUUUGGAAAGUAAUAGAUUCCAAUGGAUGUGUUCUUUCUUUAUAAAAUCAUAAUGCAAGCAUUCCGUGAAUAAUUUAACUCUUUGAACAACAUCCUGAGUAUGGAAGGCCGCUUUCGUCUUCAGAAUUUGAAUACUCAUUUUUAUCAAGCAUUCAAUUGUUUUCUUAGUGCUCUUGUUUUGGUACACAUUACAAACGAGGUAGCCUGCUCCUGGAAAGAUUUACAAAUGAUAUGAAUGUCUAUUAAUAAUAUAUUUUCUGCCAUAGAAAGGAGGAGUGUGGUGUCUUACAAAUUCUAUAUAGAUCAGUAACCUGGGAUAAAUGUAUUUUCAUCCAAGUUGUCCUUAUUUGGCAACAGCACCAAGGCUAUGGCUCCAGAUGUAUCCAAGUAAGCCUAACCUGACCAGUGUUUCAGGACAGUGCAAAACUCCAUGAGGAAACACUGAUGUCAGUGACAACGAAAGAAUGUCAGGCCCGCUGCCCAGGGCCCCAGGAUGUGACUAUAACCUUGCCUAGAAUCCCAAAACAAGGGAAGCAAAGACAAGAGGAGCUCAGAAAACAAUAUGGAGAGAUUCUGGUGAUCUCACAUGUGAGUUACAUUUUAAAAUUAUUUUUCAUUUUAUAUAUAUAAUAUGUAGAUUUUAAAAUUCAUGUUUCAGUAUAUAUAAUGAAGUAGUUAUGGAGCUAAAUUAUUCCAUUAAUUUUACCAGGUGGAGGUAUGAACCGCCUUAUAUUAUAUAAUUCAACAGGAACAGGUAAGGCAGACCAGUUGGUUACCAUCGGCCAUCUAUUUUUAAUUUAAAACAUGAGUUUUUUGUGUGUGUAGGCAAAUUGCAAAACUACUCACUUAUAGGCCACAGUCAAUUAAACGUUUUUUUAGAGUUAGAUUUAGAGAGAGUAUAACGGCCUUAGAUAAGAACAAUACGUAAGAAAAAAUUUAUGCUAUAACUUAAAUAAGUACUUUUGAAAAUUACGAGAUAUCAGUAUUUUAAUGAAUGUUGCAAACAUUUUAUUCUCUAAUAUGAAGAUUAUCAAAAAUAGAAAUUGCAGAAAAAAGAGAAAUUGUCUAAAUCUGCUGAAUUCUUUAUAAUUUCCUAUGUCUGACAGUACUUCAAAAAAAAAAAGCUCAUGGAAAACAAUUGAAAGAUAAGUUUAUUUUGGUGCGAACAAAAAAAAAAAAAAACCUUUUUUGAAAUCCAUAAAUAGUUUUUCCUAACACACAUUUUCCAUGAACUUUUUGAGUACCUUGCUAUAUAAACUGGCAGAGACUGUGAAAGAUUUUUACUAUGAUCAUUAUUGUAGCACAAACACUGGGAGGAUGGUGAGAAAGUCAUCAAAGAGAGAAAGAUAUGACUUUUUGGAAAGUUUUAAAUGUGUGAGAUCCUAAUAUUUUUUUAAUAUGUGAUCACAUGUCCUUUAACAGUGAAUAUAUGUGUAUGGCGAAUCAGUGAGCUGAGUUUUCUAGAAUAGUUUUACAUCAAUUGCUCCAUCAGCCCAUAUGUCAAACCAUGUGUCCAAAAUUUGGGUUCAGAAAAUUUCUCAAUUGCCGCAAAUGUUUUCCCAGUCAAGACGAAACACUUUCAAAUGAAAGUAGUUAGAACUUUACAUAAAAAUGUGGUGCUUUAUUAUGAUUAUUAUUAAUCACAUAUUUCAGUGUUGAUUAUUAAAACGACUGCAAUACUAUAUCAUACCAGUCUGGGAUGGGUGUUCCAGCCAUCAUAAAGUCCGAAAGAGAAAGUGUUAUUUUCCUGUUAGUGACAUGUAGUCCCUUUGUUCUAGUGGAAAAAAGGUGCCUAGAGGUAGUGUGUAGCGUAACUGUUGUUCCAUUAGCCUACUUCCUGCAGCUUCCUAUUUAUCUAAGGAAAUGUCGAAAACAAUUUUGUUCAAAAGUCUUUGUUAUAGUCAGUAGCAGGAGAAGUCCACAUUAUUGGGCUGAUUUUGCUUACAUCAACAAAAGAAAUGUCACGUGAAACUCAGGCCUCGCUUUCUCUUCCCGUCAUCCACCUUCAAGGAAUGUCAAUAAACUCACUUUGGUAUGG
Ochotona curzoniae (black-lipped pika) is the source of this 8981-nucleotide messenger RNA. RefSeq names its product HECT, C2 and WW domain containing E3 ubiquitin protein ligase 1 (gene HECW1). The transcript is spliced from 28 exons. Gene Ontology annotation, biological process: regulation of dendrite morphogenesis. Lineage: Eukaryota; Metazoa; Chordata; Mammalia; Lagomorpha; Ochotonidae. The record is from RefSeq and is a predicted model, not a curated record. Gene Ontology annotation, molecular function: ubiquitin-protein transferase activity; protein binding. Bases 368 to 5089 code for a protein of 1573 amino acids.